GUGUAAGAGCGAGACCACAAGCAAAUCAUUAUUAAUAAGCAGCCACAAGCACGGCAUAACAAUAAAUGCUUUGUUUUUCAAACUCAGCUACGAGCGUAGUAAAGUUGGGAUUGUACGAGCGAGUAGGAGGAUUGUUGCGUCACCAGCCGCAAAAAUCAACACCCAUCUCCCUCACAAACUGCAGGAACAGCGGGCAGAGAGAUCAGCUGACUACGACCGACGACGGCGACAGCGGUGCUACCACGGCAAAAUUCCAACAUUAACAUUAGUAACAACAGCAGCAGCUUAGCAGAUGUAACAUGGCUUCAACUUCGGCCGGCACACUGGAAGGCACAUUGAGCAAAUGGACGAAUGUUAUGAAGGGAUGGCAAUAUCGCUUCUUUGUCUUGGACGAGAAUGCGGGCCUGUUAUCCUACUAUACGUCCAAAGAGAAAAUGAUGAAAGGUGUGCGACGUGGUUGCGUACGUCUAAAGGAUGCGCUCAUUGGCAUUGAUGAUCAGGAAGAUAAUACCUUUACCAUAACUGUAGAUCACAAGACCUUUCACUUUCAGGCGCGGCACACCGAUGAGCGUGAGCAGUGGGUGCGACGUCUGGAGGACACAAUACGACGACACGCGAAUCGUUCACGGCUGUGGGACAGUCAGAGUUCUUUCUACAUUGCUGGUGGCUACACGAAGGAGUCGAGUGGCAAACGGGCCAAUCACUUGGAGCUCGUUGCACGUCGUGUCUCCGAGGCGGAUGCCUAUCUGCAGCUGAUGAUUGAGCAGACCAAUGCACUGGACAGACGAAUCUCUGAGCUGAGCGACACCGCGGAGCAGCUCAAGUGUAAAGCGCUGCAGGACAACGCUAGUGCCAUGUUGGAUCAUAUCAAGCACUCGAUUGUUAGUCUACAAAUUGCCAAAAAUAUGGCGCAUCCCAUCAAUGGCAUUUACAAUGGCCCCACAACAACAGCAACAACAACAUCAAUGGCAUCGACAUUGGCAUCUGGCGAUACGGGCAGCAGCGGAAGCAGCGGAAAGGCCACCGAGGCCAUCUCGUCACUCAAACACCAACUGGCUGGCGACUUGGAUGAGGAUGAUUCAGCAACAGAAAAUGCCACUACAGCACCCUUGGGCUUGGUCGUACCAGAAACCUCUUAUUCAAGCAGCGAAGGUGAAGAAGACUUCUAUGAUGCCUACGAUGAUCCGUUUACAAGUCUGGGCAGCUCACCAAUUGCCUGUGCCACGCGCGGCUUUGUGGAAACAUCGCCCACGCAUGAGAAGACGGAUAACUAUGCUGGUGGCGUCGAUUCAACCGCAGCCGGAGUCGGAGCAACAACAGCAACCACUACAUCAACAGUAGCAGCAGUAACAACACCAGCAACAACAACACAGACGCAGACACAGAUACACACACAGUUACAGCCAAGGCUGCCCGAAAUCGAUGAGACAGCGUCGAAUAAAGAGCCGAGUUCACGCUCGUCCAGCUAUGACAAUGGCAUCGAUUACGAUGCCCUGUACGAGGAGGAGGAGGUGAUGGACCUGAGCAUGGAGGCGCAUGGAUCGAUGAUAACGCAUCUAUUGUCGCAGGUGAAGAUUGGCAUGGACCUCACCAAGGUGGUUCUGCCCACAUUCAUCCUGGAACGUCGCUCACUGCUCGAAAUGUACGCUGAUUACUUUGCGCAUCCCGAUUUGUUUCUCAAAAUCUCAGAGCUGGACGAUCCGCGGGAUCGCAUUGUGCAAGUUUGUCGUUGGUAUCUGAGUGCUUAUCAUGCUGGACGCAAGAGCGCUGUGGCCAAGAAACCCUACAAUCCAAUAUUGGGCGAAGUAUUUCAAUGUCAUUGGGAUAUUCCAGAUGAAUCUGAAGAUGGAGAGGAGGUUCGUGGUGGUCCCGUUCCUUGGUGCCGUCGGGAUCAGCUAACAUUCUUGGCUGAGCAAGUGUCGCAUCAUCCACCAAUUUCAGCCUUUUAUGCAGAGCAUUAUAAUAAGAAAAUUACAUUUACCGCUCACGUUUGGACCAAGUCAAAGUUCUUAGGCCUAUCCAUCGGAGUGCACAACAUUGGUGAGGGCAUUGUCACCCUUGUGGAUCGCAGUGAGGAGUACAUUGUUACGUUUCCAAACGGUUAUGGCAGAUCUAUUUUAACGGUGCCUUGGAUUGAGCUGGGUGGAUCUGUUGAAAUCAAAUGUCCCCAGACAGGUUACCACGCUAACGUCGAGUUUCUCACGAAGCCCUUCUACGGCGGAAAGCGCAACAAAGUCAGCGCUGAGAUAUAUUCGCCUAACGAUAAGAAACCGUUUGUUUCGAUUGCCGGCGAGUGGAGCGGUCUGAUGGAAGCCAAGUGGCAUGAUAAGAACAAAACCGAAGUAUUCGUCGACGUAAAUCGCAUACCCAUAUUUAAGAAACAAGUUCGACCAAUCGUUGAGCAGGAUGAAUAUGAAUCGCGACGUGUUUGGAAGGAAGUGACGGCAGGACUCAAGUUUAAUGAUAUUGAACGCGCCACGAAUGCCAAAUUUGUUGUGGAACAACAACAGCGGGAUCAGGCCAAGGUUCGCAAGGAAUAUGAUCUGGCUUGGGAGCAUAAGCACUUUAAACCCGUUGGGGAGAAUUGGAUCUAUACGAAGCCGCUGAGUCAGCGCAUGUAUUUGCAGGAGAAGGAGGCAAAGAGAUAAUGAACGAAUUGGGAGCAAUAUAGAACGCCAACACUAUCGUAUUUAAACACAGACAUACAAAUGUAUAUAUAUAUAUAUACAUAUAUAUGUGAUUCAUAUCAAGAAUGAGCCUCAACUAUUGUAUGAUUUCCACAAGUGCGCAAACCCCUUAAAACUGACGAUGAUAUAACGUAACAUAUGCAGGAAACUAAAUGUUUUACAGAAUAUGAAUAAUGAGUUAAGAGAUAAGAAACCAAUUGUUCUGUCUCUAGUGUCCGUUUAUUAAUUGUACAUAGUUUAUAUACACAAAAAGGCAAUAUAAGAAAACGAAAGCCAACUUACAAAUAGACAGUUGAGAACAAUAGUUGAACGACACUACGUAAUCACUUAUGAUGAGCAAUGGUUGAAUAAUGAAUCUAAUAAACUGCAAAUAGAACACAACAAUAUACUGAGCUAACACUUUAAUAGUUUCUACGCAAUAUAUUCGUAUAAAGCAAAUUAUUAUUAAUUAAAUAUUUACUAGAGUGUUUCAAAGGCAAUCGCAGUAAACUGCAAAACAAAGAACACCUAAAGCAAAUAUACGAAAAUACCUUUUACAAUACAAUACUAUUACUAACACAACAAAAAACACACUCACACACAUCCACACACAUUAUGGAAUAUGUAUAUCAGAAGUUGUAGAUUACAAAGAUAAUAGAUAAUUAAGCAUAGAAAUUCUAUUUUUUAAAUAAAAGACUCUAAUAGACAAAAAACAAUACAUGAGAUAUCUAAUAGAUACAUAUUAUAAAUAAUUAAUUCCUGUUUUCAAAACUUUAAAUGCACAAUUGAUUUUGUCAAAUAAAAUUAAAACAAUAACUUUAGUAUUAUACUUUCAAUUCCAUUGUCACAAUAAUAAAGACGAAAGCUUUACUUUAAAAAAAAAAAACCCGCAGCCAAAACUCCAACGAAUUUUGUUUGUAAUGCAGUAAUAACACAAAACAAAUAUAUUACCAAUUUAUAGUACUAAAAAUAGUUAGCUUAUAAUUUGGUUGAUAUUUUUGCCAAAUCAAACAACCACAAUGCAAAGCUCUUUUUCUUUGUAAACUACCGAAUACUCUCACUCAAAGUUAACGCAAAAUGAAACGAAUAAAAAAUAUUACGCUUUUCAAACUGUUGAAUAAUUAUAAAAUAUACAAAAAUAUAGGUUAUUCAAUAUAGGCAGGCAGACACUUAAUCGAACGUAAUAAUAUGUAUACAAUACACCAAUGCGCGCAGAUAUUUUUACGAAUUUCUUUCAAAAAGUGCAAAUCCCAUAGAAUUUAAAUCAGCCAUUAUACUAUUAUUAAAAAUAAAGAUAACAAUUAAAUUA
This is a messenger RNA of Drosophila innubila, 3975 nucleotides long. Its product is annotated as oxysterol-binding protein-related protein 9. Bases 300 to 2648 code for a protein of 782 amino acids. NCBI's taxonomy places the organism in Eukaryota, Metazoa, Arthropoda, Insecta, Diptera, Drosophilidae. The record is from RefSeq and is a predicted model, not a curated record. Gene Ontology annotation, cellular component: cytosol; membrane; intracellular membrane-bounded organelle. Gene Ontology annotation, molecular function: sterol binding. The transcript is spliced from 15 exons.